Molecule: messenger RNA, 1526 nt
Organism: Ricinus communis (castor bean)
Lineage: Eukaryota; Viridiplantae; Streptophyta; Magnoliopsida; Malpighiales; Euphorbiaceae
Product: probable polygalacturonase At3g15720
Biological process (GO): carbohydrate metabolic process
Molecular function (GO): polygalacturonase activity
Source: RefSeq, a predicted model, not a curated record
AUGCAAGUUCAAGGUCACCCUCAAGAAUUGCUCAUUGGGAUCAUUGUUUUAGCAAUAUGGAGCAAGUCGGGUGAAGCAAUUUCUUGCAGUAUAAUUACAGAUGUGAUGCAAUAUGGAGCUGUUGGAGAUGGAGAAAUAGACGACUCCGAAGGUUUUAUGAAGGCUUGGGAAAGCAUUUGUAAUUGUGAUAUAAGCUCCGCAAUCCUACUAAUACCGGCAGAAAGGACAUUCUUGUUAAAGCCAGUCAGGUUUCAAGCCUGUAAAUCCUCCCCAAUUAACAUCCAGGUUUUCGGAGAUAUCAUUGCAACAACUGACACUACAGCAUAUGAUGAUCGUGACAAUAAACAGUGGCUCGCUUUCUUUAGUGUGAAUGAUCUCGACAUCAAUGGAAAUGGAAAGAUUGAUGGCCAAGGUGCAAUUUGGUGGCAGAAGUUCGACGAAAUCGGCGGGAGACGACCCACUGCAUUAACGUUCGACCAAUGCAACAACCUUCAACUUAGUGGAUUGACACAUAUUAAUAGUGCCCAAGACCACAUCCAUUUUUCUGGGUGCAGCAAUGUCCUUGUCUCUGACCUUCAUAUAACUGCUCCAGAAUCGAGCCCUAACACUGAUGGCAUUGACAUUAGUCACUCCAGCAAUAUCCAAAUUCAUGAUUGCACCAUUGGAACUGGUGAUGAUUGUGUUGCCAUUGGAGGAGGUUCCUCAAACAUCAAUAUAACUGGUGUGACGUGUGGACCAGGCCAUGGUAUAAGCAUCGGAAGCUUAGGAAAAAAUGGAAAGAGUGACACAGUAGAAGAAGUGUAUGUCAAGGACUGCACUCUGAAAGGAACAACAAAUGGAUUGAGGAUCAAAACUUGGCAAGGAGGAUCUGGACACGCUAGACAGAUACAUUUUGAAGGGAUUACACUUGAUGCAGUUGACAACCCUAUCAUCAUUGAUCAGUACUACUGUGAACAUAAAUCAGCUUGCAAAAAUCAAGUAAUUCCAGCUGCCAUCCUGGCAAAAUACAUGCUAUACAAGGCUUUUCUUUUCUUUUUUUUCUAAUAUAGAAUAUUGUGUGAUUAUCCACCGGUUAUUAAUUUAUAUUGAUAUCAUAUACUUUAGCACAAAAAUUUAAUUUCUUAUCUCUAAUAUUUAAAUAAAACUAAAAGUUUGAUUCUCUUUUGAUUCAGCGAUUUAAAUUUUAAGAGUAUUUUUUUUACAAAAAGAAGAUUAAUUAUACAAAUUUUGAUUUCACCAUUCUUAAAAGUGGAAAAAUCACAUGCUAAUAAUCUCUCUCUAUAAAUUGAAUUAAAUCAAAAUAUAGCAGAUUCACCAAUAAGUUUCUUUUCUGUUAAUCUAUGUCACAGACAUCAGCAGUGAAAGUGAGUAAUAUCUUCUACAAGGGGGUGCACGGAACUUCAAUAACAGAAGAGGCAAUUCAACUAAGAUGUAGUCAAAGCACUAGUUGCAGUAACAUUUUUCUUAGUGACAUUGACAUUAUAUCUGCAAAUCAAGGGAUUCAAACUCAUGCCUUCUGCUUUAAU